AUGGCGGGCGGCGAAGACAUAUGGCGCAUGUCUUCAAAAGUUCAAGUUCAGGCCCAGCUUGAGGACACGACACGACACGACACACACGACCUGGCCGUCACCACCACCACCAUGGCGCCGCUCGUUAAUCAGCCGCAGAUUCGGCAGGCGAGCUUGCACAACCCGCUGCCGCUGCAGCUGCAUCUCUACGUGUGGCCGUUCCUCAUCGUGUGGCCGGCGUUUUCGUCCAUCUACCUGUCGAGCGCGCGCUACGAGCAGUAUAUCCAGUCGCAGGAAUGGACGUUCGUGUGGGUGGCGAGCAUCGUCACGCUGCAGUCGCUCGUCUGGCUGCUCACCCAGUGGAACAUCAACCUCAGGACGCUCUUCACCACGACCAAGGCGGCCGACAUCCGCUCCGCCCGGCUCAUCAAGGUGCAGCCCGUCGAGAACGCAGGCGCCGCUGAGAUCUGCGAGCUGCGCCGCGACAACGCGGGCGGCAAGCCAAACCUCUCGUUCCUUUUCCAGAAGCGCCGCUUCCUCUACGACGCCGCGGCCGGCUCCUUUGCCCCGCUCGCCUACGCCCUCGACAGCGAGCCCAAGCCGCAGCUCAAGACGCUGCAGCAGACGCAGGGCCUCGUCUCGCCCGCCGAGAUGGAGCGCAUCCAGCAGCACUACGGCGACAACGCCUUCGACAUCCCCGUGCCCACCUUCACCGAGCUGUUCAAGGAGCACGCCGUGGCCCCCUUCUUCGUCUUCCAGAUCUUCUGCGUCGGCCUGUGGAUGCUCGACGACUACUGGUACUACUCGCUCUUCACCCUCUUCAUGCUCGUCAUGUUCGAGAGCACCGUCGUGUGGCAGCGCCAGCGCACGCUGACCGAGUUCCGCGGCAUGAGCAUCAAGCCCUACGAGCUGCUUGCCUACCGCCAGAAGAAAUGGCAGGACGUCAUGAGCGACAAGCUGCUGCCCGGCGACGUGGUCAGCGUCGGCCGCACAAAGGAGGACUCGGGCGUGGCCUGCGACAUGGUCCUGCUCGAGGGCGCCGCUAUUGUCAACGAGGCCAUGCUGUCGGGCGAGAGCACCCCCGUGCUCAAGGAGUCGGUCCAGCUGCGCCCCGGCGACGCCCGCAUUGAGCCCGAGGGCCUCGACAAGAACGCCUUCCUGUGGGGCGGCACAAAGGUCCUGCAGGUCUCCCACGGCAACACGGCCGACGACGACGCCAACACCGUCUCGCGCCUGUCGUCGGGCGUGCCCCCGCCGCCCGACAGGGGCGCCGUCGCCGUCGUCAUCAAGACGGGCUUCGAGACCAACCAGGGCAGCCUCGUCCGCACCAUGAUCUACGCCACCGAGCGCGUCUCGGCCAACAACGUCGAGGCCCUCCUCUUCAUCCUGUUCCUCACCGUCUUCGCCAUCGCCGCCUCGUGGUACGUCUGGCAGGAGGGCGUCCGCCUCGACCGCCAGCGCAACAAGCUCCUGCUCGACUGCGUCUUGAUCGUCACCAGCGUCGUUCCGCCCGAGCUUCCCAUGGAGCUCAGCCUGGCCGUCAACACCUCGCUCGCUGCGCUCAGCAAGUACGCCAUCUUCUGCACCGAGCCCUUCCGCAUUCCCUUUGCUGGCCGCGUGGACAUUGCCUGUUUCGACAAGACGGGCACGCUGACGGGCGAGGAUCUCAUCGUCGAGGGCAUUGCUGGCCUUACCCUGGGCCAGACCAACGCCAAAACGAGCCCUGACGGCGCGCACACGGACCUCACCAAGGUCACCGACGUCGGCACACACACCACGCUCGUGCUCGCCACCGCGCACGCGCUCGUCAAGCUGGACGAAGGCGACAUCGUCGGUGAGCCCAUGGAGAAGGCUACGAUCGAGGCGCUUGGCUGGAAGGUCGGAGCCAAGGACACGCUCAACGCCUCGACCACCACCGCCAAAUCCCACGCUGAGCUCGUGCAGAUCCGCCGCCGCUUCCAGUUCUCGUCUGCCCUCAAGCGCCAGAGCUCCGUCGCCACCGUCCUGGUCACCAACAAUAGCGGAAAGAAGGUCCGAAGCACAUUCGUCGGUGUCAAGGGCGCGCCCGAGACGAUCCGGAAGAUGCUGGUCAAUGCCCCGGCCAACUACGAAGAGACGUUCAAGCACUUUACGCGCAACGGUGGCCGUGUGCUCGCCCUCGCCUACAAGUUCCUCGCCGAAGAGGGCGAGUGGGGCCAGAACCGCAUCAACGACCUCAAGCGCGAAACCGUCGAGUCGGAUCUUCACUUCGCUGGUUUCCUCGUCCUGCAAUGCCCUCUCAAGCCUGACGCCAUCGAGGCAUGCCGCGCGCUCAACGAGUCAAGUCACCGCGUUGUCAUGAUCACCGGCGACAACCCACUGACCGCCGUCCACGUCGCCAAGCUGUGCGAGAUUGUGGAUCGCGAAUGCUACAUCCUCGAUGCGCCUGAACACGACGAGUCUGGUAACGCCCUCGUCUGGAAGAGCGUCGACGACAAGGUCAACAUCCCCGUCGACCCCACGCAACCUCUGGCUGCCGACAUUAUCAGCUCCAAGGACAUCUGUAUCACCGGUUACGCUCUCGCCAAGUUUGCUGGCCAGCCUGGCUGGAAGCAGAUUCUCCGCCAUGCGUGGGUCUACGCUCGUGUGUCGCCAAAGCAGAAGGAGGAGAUUCUGCUCGGACUCAAGGAAGGCGGCUACACCACUCUGAUGGCUGGUGACGGCACAAACGACGUUGGCGCGCUCAAGCAAGCUCACAUUGGUGUUGCGCUGCUCAACGGUACCCGCGAGGAUCUCGACAAGAUUGGCGAGCACUACCGCAACACCAAGAUGAAGGAGAUAUACGAGAAGCAGUGCCAGAUGAUGACGCGCUUCAACCAGCCCCAGCCUCCGGUCCCCGUCCUGAUUGCCCACCUGUAUCCCCCCGGCCCCACGAACCCGCACUACGAGAAGGCCAUGCUCCAGCAAGCGCAAAGGAAGGGCCUUGCUGCUUCGGCUAACGGUGCUGUCAACGGCUCGACCGACGUCGCUGCGCCGCAGGAGAAGAAGCCUCUUGGCAUUGGGGAGCAGCUCACCGCGAAAAUGAUGGAGUCGGAACUCGAAGAGCUCAACAGCGAACCGCCCACGAUCAAGCUCGGGGAUGCUUCCGUCGCUGCUCCUUUCACAUCCAAGCUCGCCAACGUUGUCGCUAUCCCCAACAUCAUCCGCCAGGGCCGCUGCACGCUCGUUGCAACCAUCCAGAUGUACAAGAUUCUCGCGCUGAACUGUUUGAUUUCUGCCUACUCUCUGUCUGUGUUGUACCUCGACGGCAUCAAGUUUGGUGACGGUCAAGUCACAAUCUCAGGAAUGAUGAUGAGCGUCUGCUUCCUCUCCAUUUCUCGUGCCAAGACCGUCGAAGCCCUCUCCAAAGAGCGCCCGCAACACAACAUCUUCAACAUCUAUAUCAUCGGCUCCGUCCUCGGCCAAUUCGCCGUGCACAUUGUCACCCUCAUCUACGUGUCACAGUUUGUGCAGCGCGUCGAGCCCAAAGACCCCAACCCAGACCUCGAGAAGGACUUUGAGCCCUCGCUGCUCAACUCAGCCAUCUACCUGCUGCAGCUGAUCCAGCAAAUCUCCACCUUCGCCAUCAACUACCAGGGCCGCCCUUUCCGCGAGUCGAUCCGCGAGAACAAGGCCAUGUACUGGGGCCUCGUAUCCGUCUCUGCCGUCGCCUUUUCGUGCGCGACCGAGUUCAUCCCCGAAAUCAACGAGAAGCUCAAACUCGUCCCCUUUACCACGGAAUUCAAAAUCAUGAUCACCACCGUCAUGGCCGGCGACUUUAUUGCUUGCUACGUCAUCGAGAAGGGAUUGAAGUUUUUGUUUUCAGAUAACAAACCAAAGGAUAUUGCGGUGAGGAGGCCGGAUCAGCUGGAGCGCGAGAAGGAGAGGAAGAAGCUCGAGGAGGUCGAGGCACAGAAGAAGAAGAACGAGCUGAUCGAGGAGAAAGCGAGGGCGGCUGGUAUCGUGCCCGCGUAG
Messenger RNA from Ascochyta rabiei, 3972 nucleotides. Its product is annotated as P-type Ca(2+) transporter. Gene Ontology annotation, cellular component: endoplasmic reticulum membrane. Gene Ontology annotation, biological process: intracellular calcium ion homeostasis. Gene Ontology annotation, molecular function: ATP hydrolysis activity; P-type ion transporter activity; ATP binding. The record is from RefSeq and is a predicted model, not a curated record. The coding region runs from base 1 to 3972 and encodes 1323 amino acids. NCBI's taxonomy places the organism in Eukaryota, Fungi, Ascomycota, Dothideomycetes, Pleosporales, Didymellaceae. The transcript has 2 exons.